AUGUGUGAGGACGUGCAGAACGCUAGUCUAGGCAGUGAGGACAUGCAGAACGCUAGUCUAGGCAGUGAGGACAUGCAGAACGCUAGUCUAGGCAGUGAGGACGUGCAGAACGCUAGUCUGGGCAGUGAGGACAUGCAGAACGCUAGUCUGGGCAGUGAGGACGUGCAGAACGCUAGUCUGGGCAGUGAGGACGUGCAGAACGCUAGUCUGGGCAGUGACGACGUGCAGAACGCUAGUCUGGGCAGUGAGGACGUGCAGAACGCUAGUCUGGGCAGUGACGACGUGCAGAACGCUAGUCUGGGCAGUGAGGACGUGCAGAACGCUAGUCUGGGCAGUGAGGACGUGCAGAACGCUAGUCUGGGCAGUGAGGACAUGCAGAACGCUAGUCUAGGCAGUGAGGACGUGCAGAACGCUAGUCUGGGCAGUGAGGACAUGCAGAACGCUAGUCUAGGCAGUGAGGACGUGCAGAACGCUAGUCUGGGCAGUGAGGACGUGCAGAACGCUAGUCUGGGCAGUGAGGACGUGCAGAACGCUAGUCUGGGCAGUGAGGACGUGCAGAACGCUAGUCUGGGCAGUGAGGACGUGCAGAACGCUAGUCUGGGCAGUGAGGACGUGCAGAACGCUAGUCUGGGCAGUGAGGACGUGCAGAACGCUAGUCUGGACAGUGAGGACGUGCAGAACGCUAGUCUGGGCAGUGAGGACGUGCAGAACGCUAGUCUGGGCAGUGAGGACGUGCAGAACGCUAGUCUGGGCAGUGAGGGCGUGCAGAACGCUAGUCUAGGCAGUGAGGACGUGCAGAACGCUAGUCUGGGCAGUGAGGACGUGCAGAACGCUUGUCUGGGCAGUGAGGACGUGCAGAACGCUAGUCUGGGCAGUGAGGACGUGCAGAACGCUAGUCUGGGCAGUGAGGACGUGCAGAACGUUAGUCUGGGCAGUGAGGACGUGCAGAACGCUAGUCUGGCAGUGAGGACAUGA
Molecule: messenger RNA, 975 nt
Organism: Ruditapes philippinarum (Manila clam)
Lineage: Eukaryota; Metazoa; Mollusca; Bivalvia; Venerida; Veneridae
Exons: 1
Coding region: 1-975 (324 amino acids)
Source: RefSeq, a predicted model, not a curated record